Molecule: messenger RNA, 479 nt
Organism: Lucilia cuprina (Australian sheep blowfly)
Lineage: Eukaryota; Metazoa; Arthropoda; Insecta; Diptera; Calliphoridae
Product: larval cuticle protein 2-like
Exons: 2
Coding region: 41-397 (118 amino acids)
Cellular component (GO): chitin-based extracellular matrix
Molecular function (GO): structural constituent of chitin-based larval cuticle
Source: RefSeq, a predicted model, not a curated record
UAAAACAUUUAUUGUAAACUUAUUAAACAAAACAAAAAACAUGUACAAAUUCAUCCUUAUUGCUGCUUUGAUUGCCUUUGCUGCCGCUGAUAGCGAUGAUGCUCAUGCCGAAGUCACUAAUUUGAAAUCGGAUGUUAGAGCUGAUGGUUUUGAUAGCGUUUUGGAUACCAGCAAUCAUAUCCAUCAAGCUGCUUCCGGUGAUGAACAUGGCAACAUUCAUGGUGAUUUCGAAUGGGUUUCCCCCGAAGGUGAACAUAUUAAGGUUUCAUAUGUUGCCGAUGAAAAUGGUUAUCAACCUUCUGGUGAUGUUGUACCAACACCACAUCCCAUUCCUGAAGCUAUCUUAAAGGCUAUUGCUUAUAAUGAAGCUCAUCCUUCAAAGGAAGAACAUCAUUAAAUUAAAAGCGUUAGUUUUAUAGAGUUUUAUAUGAAAUUUUAAUAUUUGCUUCAAACUGCCAAUAAAUUGCACAGAAAGAUAA